GUCGCGUAAUACUUGGAAAGAAACUGUGUUUUUGUUUGGCGCUUUUUGGACAAGUUGGAUCUGUGUUUAGAUUUCGGCACCGUACACAGGCAGAACAACAAUGCCUCCAGUGCUGGGUGGAUCGGCACUAUGUCCACAGUGCAGCAAACCUGUGUACUUUGCAGAAGAAAUGAGAGUUCUGGGAAAGAAAUUUCACAAGCUGUGUGUUAAAUGCAAUACCUGCAACAAGCUACUUGAUAGCACCACAGUUGCUGACCAUGAUGACAAACUUUACUGCCGAUCUUGCCAUGUGAAGAAUUUUGGCCCAAAAGGGUAUGGCUUUGGUGCAGGUGGAGCGGGCUUGUCCAUGGGUUCAGCCUCGAACCAGCAGAAUCAGAACCACUUGGCCCAGGCUCAAGCCCUGACAGAUUCCGUUGCUGGAGGAAAGCUAGGUGCAGGAAGUGAUGUCUGCCCCUCUUGUAAUCGAGCCGUGUACUUCGCUGAAAAAAUCAUUGGAGCUGGCAAAUCUUACCACAAGGCAUGUUUCCGGUGUAACCAGUGCAAGAAGUCUCUUGACUCUACUACUAUGACCGUCCAUGAAAAUGAUCUGUUUUGCAAAGCGUGCUAUGCAAAGAGCUUUGGACCAAAGGGCUAUGGCUUUGCAGGUGGAGCGUAUGGUCUGUCGAUGGAUACUGGCAAUCCUUAUGAAGUGACCCAAGACAAUAUUUCUCAUCUGGCCCAAGCUCAGGCCGCACCUCUGAUGAGGAGUGGGUCCACAAAUAAUCAAGUGGGGGGCGGUGAUAUUUGCCCUCGCUGUAAGAGCAAGGUCUACUUUGCCGAGAAAGUCAUUGGAGCAGGACAGACCUGGCACAAACUGUGUUUCAAGUGUUCCAUCUGUAACAAAGGACUCGACUCCAGCACAGUUUCUGAGAGGGAAGGAAAUGUAUUCUGCAAAGCUUGCUAUGGUAAAAACUUUGGACCAAAAGGAUUUGGAUAUGGACAAGCCAUGUCCUACACAGAAUAAGCUCCAGGUUUCGCAUACAGAGGACACCGUUGACCAAGAUGCAUGUCGAAGAAAUAUAUCUUCUGCAUUUCAUGUAAUCUAGUAUCUGUUUAUUUGAUUUUUAAAUGAAUUUUUUCAUCAUAAAUAAUUUAUAAAUACCAGUAUAGAACAUUCCAUGAGAGAAAAGUACCAAUUUUUAUAUCUAAUUUCUAUGUGAAUUGACAGAAAUUUGUAGGGAUUGUAUUUAUUCAUGUAUUAAUGUAAAUUGAAAAUAAAAAUAGAACAUUAAUACUUUGUUCAGCCAUACUUUUAAUGAAAAAUGGUUACAGAUCAAAUAAACAGAUAAUCCUGUUACAUAAUGGAACUCCAGAGAACAAUAAAAUCUCAUGAAAAUCAUGUAUUUGAAGCAUAAUUUUAUAUGUAUACACAAGGUAUUAUAUAAUCUUGAUUUUUCAUACACAAGAUUAAUGUUUUUACCAUUUUACUAUUUUUAUUUUAUUGUCUUUUGUUAUCCCCUUGGACAUUAAGGGGCAAACAAGCUUUUGAUAUGGGCAGUUUUUACAUGUAGCUCUGCUGUGAUGUUUGUCAUCGGAACUCUCGUGAUUGUCUGGUGGUCUGUCUGUUACAGGCAUGACAAUCUUCCGCGGAUACAUUUUUCUCAAUAUUUUUAAUCUGCUUUCGUGCCGUGCCGUGUUGGGUUACUUCACGCUUUAGACCUCAUCCCUCUCCCCCCCCCCCCCCCCCCCCCCCCCAAUGGCCAAAGGCCGUGUACUGUCUGCUUUGCGCACAGUUCGCAAAGCUUUCAGCUGAUUUCAUCAAGUGUCAUUGUCAUGCCUGCUGUUAUCUUAUCCAUAUGCUCCAUUUUAUUAAUGGAUCGUUCACAAACUUUGUAUUGGCAUUCUCUAGGGCAGUUUUUACUAACUAAUGGAAAAAGAUUUCAAAAUACGUUAAUUUUUAUUAAAUUAAGAAAUUACAAUUGAUGUUUAACGUUGAGCAUUUCAAAGUGUAUCUCCUAGAGUUUGUUUUGAAACUUGGUACAGUGAUUCUCUAAUGAAAGACAGAUAUUUUUAAAUUAUUCAAUUGUAACAAUUAAAAUUGAAGUUUACGGUUAAAAAUUUCAGACGAACCAAGGUUUUGAUCGAGUUAUUCUGAAACUGAUAUAGCAAUUCUCUGGGGCAGUCUGUUCAAACUAAUAAAAAAACAUUGAACAUUUUAAAGUAUUACCUUACAGUGUUUUGAUUGGGUAAUUCUGAAAUUGUAUAUGAAUUCUCAGGAAAUUUUUACAAAUCCGUGGAGAGAUACAGGGUGUUUAAGAAUUUUAAAAUUAAAUUCAAAAUACUUAAAAUGGAAAUUUAGCAUUGAAUAUUUCAGUGUUUAUCUCAGCAAAAAGUCAAUAAAUUUAGUAAACCAUACAUUUAAAAAAAUAUUAUUUUAACUUUUAAAAUUUAAAAAAUAGUAACUAGCAGAUAUGCCUAGACAACAGGCCUCUUGUUAGAGAUUUGUUAUACAUGAGUCAGAUGAUAUACUAGUAGUUUAAUUCUGGUCUGUUUUAUCAAACUAUAUUAUUGUGCAUUAAAGUUGUGAUAUUGUUACAUGUAUAAAAACUGCCAGACUUAAUUUUAGUUAGCAUUGUAGAACAUUGCAUGGAAUCUUUUAUGUUAUUACAGUUAACGUGUGUAUUUUUACAGGGUGGGUUUUUUUAGUACUACUACUGUAUGUUGUGUUUCGUUUUAACUUCAAAUGUUUAAUAAUGAUUUGAGCACACUGAUAUAUCAUGCAUGUUUGUAUCAAAUACUUGAAAACUAUUAAUUAUUUUAAAUACAUUUUACUAUUCCUAAAUUGCCUGACUUCAUCAUUUUGCUGCCUUGGUCACCAAAUGUAAUUCAGUUUGCACCAAACUUAAUACAUUAGAAACCAAUUGCUAAUAAUAACAGAAAUUAAUUGGAUGGGAAUAAAUUUCAUGAAAUGCUAUUUUUGGACAGUAGUUGCCUGUGUGACUGGGAAAAAUGAAAUAAUUUCUGUUAUAGAAAUUCCAUGCUGUGCAAAUAAAACAUACAUCAUUAUUGCGUGCAUGGAUGGUGUAUUUCAGUCUGGAUUUGGCCGUUUAGCAUAUAUACCUUACAUCAAUUUAGUUUUUGUUUUAUUUUACCACGACCGGCCUUGGUGGCAUCGUGGUUAGGCCAUUGGUCUACAGGCUGGUAGGUACUGGGUUUGGAUCCCAGUCGAGGCAUGGGAUUUUUAAU
Gigantopelta aegis is the source of this 3225-nucleotide messenger RNA. Its product is annotated as cysteine and glycine-rich protein 1-like. Gene Ontology annotation, cellular component: cytoplasm; nucleus; Z disc. The transcript is spliced from 9 exons. Gene Ontology annotation, biological process: sarcomere organization; muscle tissue development. Bases 101 to 1003 code for a protein of 300 amino acids. Gene Ontology annotation, molecular function: actinin binding; structural constituent of muscle. The record is from RefSeq and is a predicted model, not a curated record. Lineage: Eukaryota; Metazoa; Mollusca; Gastropoda; Neomphalida; Peltospiridae.